Rattus norvegicus (Norway rat) is the source of this 401-nucleotide messenger RNA. RefSeq names its product secretoglobin, family 1B, member 30 (gene Scgb1b30). The record is from RefSeq and is marked provisional. NCBI's taxonomy places the organism in Eukaryota, Metazoa, Chordata, Mammalia, Rodentia, Muridae. Bases 2 to 280 code for a protein of 92 amino acids. The transcript has 3 exons. Gene Ontology annotation, cellular component: extracellular region.
CAUGAAGCUCGCUGGUGCUCUGGUGCUGCUCGGGGCUGCCCUGCUCCUGACUUCAGGGGGAGACUGUGGCCUUUGCCCAGCUAUGCAAACGAAAGUUGACCUAUUACUUCAUGGGACCGUAGACGACUAUGUAGCCUAUGUGGAACAAUACAAAGAUAACCCUGCCAUACUGGCAAAUGCUGAGAGCAUCAAGCAAUGUGUCGACAGCAAGUUGACAAAGGAAGACAAGGAUCAUGCAACCAGUUUGGUCGAAAAAAUAAAAGCCAGCCCGUUGUGUUGAUGGGUAUGUCUUUGACCACAAGGAAGCCACUUACCAGCUUCUCUGCAUAGAUGCAGCAAUCGCUACUCCUUCCCCCCAGGUGUCUAAAAACAGGAAUCCAACAAUAAAAGCCUUGCAAUUC